Antechinus flavipes (yellow-footed antechinus) is the source of this 5478-nucleotide messenger RNA. It is a transcript of the gene PXN, whose product is annotated as paxillin. The transcript has 14 exons. NCBI's taxonomy places the organism in Eukaryota, Metazoa, Chordata, Mammalia, Dasyuromorphia, Dasyuridae. Gene Ontology annotation, biological process: substrate adhesion-dependent cell spreading; transforming growth factor beta receptor signaling pathway; endothelial cell migration. The record is from RefSeq and is a predicted model, not a curated record. Bases 662 to 3535 code for a protein of 957 amino acids.
CGCUGAGAAAGCCCCAGUCAGGCCCCAGCCCGCGGUUCUGGGUGGGCCCCGGGCGAUCUCCCCCCACGGGGCUGCCCCGGCCCGGCUCCCUGCCUUCCACCUGGCCCCGAGGAGGAAGCCCCACCUCCCGGAGGGAGCGCCUCCUGAGCCGGGAAGGCAGGAAGUCUGCGUCAGACGACCUGUCCUGCGGCCGCCCCACCCGAACCUUCCCGAGCUCGGCCGCAGGCUACGGUUUUUGCCGCGGGGAGAGGGGCCUCCCAGCUGGGACCCAGCACAAGACGCCCUGCUCGCGGACUUGGAGUCCACCACCUCCCAUAUCUCCAAGCGGCCCGUGUUCCUGUCGGAAGAGACCCCCUACUCCUACCCCACGGGCAACCACACGUACCAGGAGAUCGCCGUGCCGCCCCCGGUGCCCCCGCCCCCCUCCAGCGAGGCGCUCAACGGCACCGUCCUCGACCCCCUGGACCAGUGGCAGAGCAGCGGCGCCCGCUACGCCCCCCAGCAGCCUCCGCCCCAGUCUCCCGGGUACGGCUCCAGCGGGAAGAGUCCCAGUGUCCCUGUGACCCAGGAGGGCCUCGGGUCGCCCCUCGGAGGCAGCGAGGAGGAGCACGUGUACAGUUUCCCCAACAAGCAGAAAUCAGCUGAGCCGUCCCCCACCAUCAUGAGCUCCUCGCUGGGCAGUAACCUGUCAGAACUCGACCGCCUCCUCCUGGAGCUGAAUGCUGUGCAGCACGGCCCCACUGCGGGCUUCUUGACGGAUGAGGCGAGCCAGAGCCCUCCGCUGCCCGGGGGCCUGAGCCCCCACUACGGCGUCCCCGAGAGCAGCGGCCCCGUGGCGGGGAAGGCGGCCCCCCCGGUGAAGGAGAAGCCCAAGCGGAACGGGGCGCGCGGGCUGGAGGACGUCAGGCCCAGCGUGGAGAGCCUGCUGGAUGAGCUGGAGAGCUCGGUGCCCAGCCCUGUCCCGGCGAUCACUGUAAACCAGGGAGACAUGAACAGCCCCCAGCGCGUCACGUCCAGCCAGCAGCAGACCCGCAUCUCGGCCUCCUCGGCCACCAGGGAGCUGGACGAGCUGAUGGCCUCCCUCUCGGACUUCAAGACCAGCUCCUCCGUGUCCCCGAGAUCGGAGCUGUCGGCCCGCUCCUGUGCCUCUCCAGAACCUCACGCCUCCCUCUCAUCCACUUAUUCGAGUCCCCGUACUAGAUGUGUCUCUGGGGAGCCGGGGAGUGCCUGUGGGAUGCUGUGCAUUGAAGAAAAUGGGGACCUGGGGAAGAGCCCCCCAGCUCUGCUCUCAGGUCCCCUCAGAGCCCCCGCUCCGACCAGGCUGGGGGGGAUGUCCGGUGCCGGCAGCGAGGAUGGGGGUCCCUUGGGGACUCCAAUGAAUGACCCCUCCGGAGUUGCCCUUGGCAGUGAGACCGGGCCCUCUGAGGCCCGUGGUUCUGGCUCCUUACCCGGAGCUCGCACGUGGCUCCAGCAGCCCCGCCCCCCGCCGAAGGAGCCCGCCGACCCUUGUGCAGAGGAGGCCGGCGAUGCUCGCAGGGAGCAGCUGUGGCCCCCGGACUCGCGCGGAGCCUCCCGGCCCGCAGAAGAAGUCCUGGAACCCACUGUUGUUGCUGUGAACCGACAGGACGUCUGCCCUGACACCUGGGGCUGCGCCGGGGAGCCCAGUCGGCCGAAGGCCGCGGCGGGGCCUGGCCUGGUGCCUCAGGAGAGCGACCACCCCAGAGGGAGCCAGAGGGGGCCAAGCCGGGAGAGCGGCGGGAGCCCCGUGCCGGGGGGCUGGGGCGCCGAGGCCCCCACCGACGUGGCCGCGAGAGCCGGGCCGGAGCCGCCUCCGGCCUCAGAGAGAGUUUCCACUUCUGGCCAGAUCCGCUCCGUGAUCAGGAGGAGCCGGGAGACGGGCCACGCGCACCCCAUGUCUCGGGAACCCUCCCCACGUCGACGCCCGAGUCCCGCCGUCCCCCACAAGACCCCGUCCCAGGACCAGCUCAUUGCCGAGCUGCAGGGCCGGCUGGGCAUCAGGCCGGAGGAGCAGGGGCCAGACCAGGCCGGGGUGGAGCCGGACGCCUGGCUGACCGAGGGCGUUGUCAUCACUGUGCGGCCACGGGGGAGGAGGGACGGGGGGCAGGUCGUAGAGAAGGUGGUCUUUCCUCCUGAUUCUCCCGUCCCCCUGAGAAGGACCAUCUCGGUUCCGGGGUCUCCUCCUCCUUCUCCUCCUCUCCAGUAUCUCAGACAUACCCCUGAGAGUGGCCCUCCUUCUCCUCAGGCCCGGGCCUCCCCCGGGCUUCCUGUGAGGGGCAGGGAUACCCCCUCUGGUGACGAGGGGCGCCCGCCCUCUGUCUCCUGCCCGCCCCGCGCCCCAGCCACCGCCCGCCUCGCCGUGUCUGUUGGCUGUCAGACUGAGGAGGACCCAGCCUUCCCCCCAGUUCAGGCAGGCCCGCCCCCGGUGGGUGCCCAGGGCUGGCUAGAGCAGGCUCUCUUCUCCCAGCCGGCCUUCGUUUCAUCCCCUGCCGCCCUGGGCCAUCGGACGCUGACCUCGGCCUGUCGCCCUCCUCUGCAGGUGCCGACCACGACUGGCGUGGCCCAGCCCGGCCUGAUGGCGGCCCGUCCGCCCCCCAGCCCUCCCUCCCUCAGGAAGGCAGCCGGCCCUUCUGCUCGCGGCCCCGAGCCCCUCACUGCGCCGGCCUUCCCUGAGUUCAUGGCCCAGGGGAAGGUGGGGAGCAACUCCCCACCAGGGGGCCCCCCGAAGCCAGGAAGCCAACUGGACAGCAUGCUGGGGAGCCUGCAGUCGGACCUGAACAAGUUGGGCGUGGCCACGGUCGCCAAAGGCGUCUGUGGGGCCUGCAAGAAGCCCAUUGCUGGACAGGUGGUGACGGCCAUGGGCAAGACCUGGCACCCCGAGCAUUUUGUCUGCACCCACUGCCAGGAGGAGAUCGGCUCGCGGAAUUUCUUUGAGCGCGACGGGCAGCCCUACUGUGAAAAAGACUAUCACAACCUCUUCUCCCCUCGAUGCUACUAUUGUAACGGGCCCAUCUUGGAUAAAGUGGUGACGGCCUUGGACCGGACUUGGCACCCCGAGCACUUCUUCUGCGCCCAGUGCGGAGCGUUCUUCGGACCGGAAGGCUUCCAUGAGAAAGACGGGAAGGCGUAUUGUCGAAAGGAUUACUUUGACAUGUUUGCCCCUAAAUGUGGAGGCUGCGCCCGGGCCAUCCUGGAGAACUACAUCUCGGCCCUCAACACGCUCUGGCACCCCGAGUGCUUCGUCUGCCGGGAAUGCUUCACCCCCUUCAUCAACGGCAGCUUUUUUGAGCACGACGGGCAGCCGUACUGCGAGGUGCACUACCACGAGCGCCGCGGCUCGCUCUGCUCCGGCUGCCAGAAGCCCAUCACUGGCCGUUGCAUCACCGCCAUGGCCAAGAAGUUCCACCCGGAGCAUUUUGUCUGCGCCUUCUGCCUCAAGCAGCUCAACAAGGGAACCUUCAAGGAACAGAAUGACAAACCCUACUGUCAAAACUGCUUCCUCAAGCUCUUCUGUUAGAGCCCCCCGAGCCCCCCAGACCCCUGGGAGGGGUUCCGGAACCCCCAGACCUCAUGGCAGGGGCGGGAGCUUUGGCAGGGCCCUUCAGGAAUUGGAGCCUGCUUCUGAGGCCAGCCUGGCCGGGGGCGGGGGGCAGGUGGGCUACACCUAUUUGUGGUUUCCUCUUCCCAGGGACCCCCUGGGCCCACAUCCUUCCUCCUUCCGCUGGUCUCUCUUUCUUUCAUGGUGGGAGAGAUUCUUCCUAGCCUGCGGACCCUCCCUGCUGGGCAGACCCUGGCACCCCACACUGGAAUCAUUUUUUAGCCAGGUCACUGGGCAUCCCCAGAACCAGGGCUGCCCACUCAGGGAGUUUUUGAGGGGCAGAACUUUUCCCAAUCUCUUGUUUCUCCUUUUGCCCUCCUCUUCCCGUCCUCCUCCCUUUCCUCCCCUGCUUCGGGACCCUGGAGGGCAGCCAACAUAAGCCCCCCGGGGAGAAGACAGGGAUUGGGGCAGAGUGGGGUGGACAGAGUUCCCGAGACCCCCUUUUCCUCUGGCUGUCCCUGGCCACUCCUUUAUGCCUCAAGGCCUCCUUUAAUUCACUUGGUUCUACUGAGAAAGGACUCUCCAGCAAUAAUAUUUUAUAUUGACUUUGUGGGCGGCUGAGCCCGGAUUCCGGGCUCCAGGAUCGGUGGGCACGCCGCGAGCACGCCCCCAGACUGGACGCUGUCCCUGUUUGAUAGAUUUCUACACUGAGGUUUGAAUUCCUAUUUGUCGGGGUUGCUUUUAAUUCUCUCUAUGAAAUUUGAAAUUGAUUUUGAAAAGAUUUUUAAGCCGUUCCUUCGGGGCCUGCCCUUUCCCUGUGGCUUUGCUGUGGAGCACUCUUAACCAGAAGGGGUUUUGUGGACCGAGGGCCUCUGGGUGAACGGGGCAGCCAGUAUCUUUUUCUAGCACAAACCGAUCGGGCCGAGACUCGCCUUUUUUUAAUUCCCUCUCUCACGGUUCCCCUAGAACAUUUUGUAAACUGCUGUAUUCAGACCCCCCUCCCUCCCCGACUGUCUGCCGGGGUCCCGCCUGCCUCCCCGAGAGAGGUCAGCAUACAGUGCGUUGGGGGGUGGGGAGAGGGGAACGCCAGGGGAUUUCCCGAUUGCUGCUGGAAUAAGCCGUCAGGAGUCGGGGUCGGACCUUCGAGGCCCGCUGUGCCCCCCUUGUCUUCCCACGUCUCCCCAGGACCCUGCUUCAACAUGCCCGGGCGAGGCCGUGGGGCUGCCUUCUAGGCCUUGUUAAGCACCUUUUGUGCCACAUUUCCCUCUGGUUUGGGAAAUCUGGGGAUGGGGUGAUAGAGAAAUAGAUUCAUUCUCAAGGACAGAAUGAUGAUGGAGCCAGAGGCCGCUGGGACCUCCACGCUCUCUUACCCCAGUUUUGUCCCCAUUUUGUGCUGACCGUAAUGAGUGCUUGGAAACUUACGGGGGGAACCGACCUGAAACUGAUGCAGGUCUUGCAGAGGGACCAGGUCCUGGGAGAAUCCUGGGGAAACUUUCCCGACUGAUGAAACGGGAGCUCACCGAGUCCCCAGGGCCCAGGUUGGCUGCCAGCUCUGUCCGUUCCUGGGGCCUCCACAGACGGGGCAAAGGACAGUCCGGGGCCGGUGGAAGCCCCGGCUGUGAAGGGAGAGGCAGAUUUCCCAGGGAUCUCGGUGCCCACUCCACCUUUGGUUCGGUUAGCCAGGAGCUGUCCAGGCCAGCUCAGCUGUGUUUUGGGGGUGUCCGUAUGUCCACCUCGAGGCCUUAGUGCUCUGUUUACAGUGACCUGCCCCCGUCCCUCCCCUUUGGGGUCAGGGACAUCUUGGGGAUGCCUCUCUGGGUCAACAGUUUGAUUUGAUUUUUUUCUUCCCUAUCAACUUCUAACCUUGCUUUUCCCAUUUAAAUUCCUGUGAUUUAUGCCAAUAAAAUUUACCAUUAUUUUCA